Molecule: messenger RNA, 1419 nt
Organism: Amorphotheca resinae ATCC 22711
Lineage: Eukaryota; Fungi; Ascomycota; Leotiomycetes; Helotiales; Amorphothecaceae
Exons: 6
Coding region: 226-1419 (397 amino acids)
Molecular function (GO): agmatinase activity; metal ion binding
Source: RefSeq, a predicted model, not a curated record
CUGCUGUCAGGACUGCCCCGGAGCCAGCAGGAUAAGGUUAUCAAGAUACUACCACUCCAUUACACAUUCAUAUGCCUGCAACAUUGCCGCCAGCAGUCACACCACUGACGCCAGUAACAGUCGAUCCUUUUUGAAAUGUGAAGUCUUGCCAGCACCGUCCCCUCAUAAAGACGUCCUUCCUCCACCUCUUCUUUUCUCAACAGCCUAAUCGCACAACUAGCAAUCAUGCUCGCCGACAUCCUCACCGUUGCCCUCUUGGCUGGCAGUGCCCUUGCGCACGGCGACCACGAACACCAGUUGCCCAUUGCCGGGCCUCACAAGGCCUUGUGGUACAAUACCCUUCCAGGUGAUGGCGGAACUCAGGCCGACUCUGUUUUCUCUGGUAUCUCGACCUUCGGUCGUCUGCCAUACUUCCCAUGUUUGGCCUCGGACGACGUGAAGUAUGACAUUGCUUUCAUCGGUGCUCCAUUCGACACAGGAACCUCCUACCGACCAGGCGCUCGUUUCGGUCCUUCAGGGAUCCGUCAAGGUUCUCGCCGUCUCAAUUUAUACGGAGGUUACAACGUCCCGUUGGACACCAAUCCCUUCAACAGCUGGGCUACCGUCAUCGACUGCGGAGAUAUCCCAGUCACCUCAUACGACAACACAUGGGCUCUCCACCAGAUUGAAGAGGGGCACAACUCCAUCCUGUCUCGCGCGCCAGCGACCGACGCCAAGAAGAAGGGCCCAGCAAAGAACGGAAAGACACUUCCCCGAGUGAUCACCCUCGGCGGAGACCACACCAUCACCCUCCCCCUCCUCCGCUCCAUCAACCGUGCUUACGGUCCUGUCUCCGUCAUCCACUUCGACUCCCAUCUCGACACCUGGAAGCCCAAGGUCUUUGGUGGAGCCCCUAGCCAAGUGGCUAGCAUCAACCAUGGUACCUACUUCUACCACGCUGCGCAAGAAGGCCUGCUCGCCAACGACACCAACAUCCACGCCGGUAUCCGCACCACCCUGAGCGGGCCCAGCGACUACGAGAACGACGGAUACUGUGGCUUCGAGAUCGUGGAGGCCCGCGAGGUUGACACCAUCGGCCUGGACGGCAUCAUCAAGAAGAUCCGAGACCGCGUGGGGACCACUCGGCCCGUGUACCUCUCUCUCGACAUCGAUACUCUUGACCCAGCCUUCGCACCUGCGACCGGUACCCCCGAGACUGGCGGCUGGUCUACUCGCGAGCUCCGCACCAUCAUCCGUGGUCUGGAAGGCAUGAACAUCAUCGCUGCGGAUGUUGUUGAGGUGGCCCCGGCCUACGACACCAACGCCGAGCACACGACCAUGGCCGCAGCCGAUGCGCUGUACGAGAUCAUGUCUCUGAUGGUUAAGAAGGGACCGCUGAGCGCGACCAUCGACGAGGCUGAUGCCAAGGAUGAGAUGUAA